Dermacentor andersoni is the source of this 762-nucleotide messenger RNA. RefSeq names its product Glyoxalase 1 (gene Glo1). Gene Ontology annotation, molecular function: lactoylglutathione lyase activity; metal ion binding. The record is from RefSeq and is a predicted model, not a curated record. NCBI's taxonomy places the organism in Eukaryota, Metazoa, Arthropoda, Arachnida, Ixodida, Ixodidae.
UCGGCGCACUUCCCUCCGCUCUGCCCGCGGUGAACUUGUUGCCGGGUCUUGUCGCUACACCUGAUUCUGCUGCUUCCUUCCAAGGUGUUGAUACCUGCUCCCUUUGCCUCUCCGCAAAAAAAGAAAAUGUCGGGCUGCCUGAGCGAUCAGGAGGCGGAGAAAUGCUGCUCCGAGCCGGACCCGGCGACGCGAGACUUCAUCAUGCAGCAGACCAUGUACCGGAUCAAGGAUCCCAAGGCGUCGCUCGAUUUUUACACUCGCGUUCUCGGCAUGCGGCUGUUGCAGAAGCUAGACUUUCCCGAGAUGAAGUUUUCGCUCUACUUUAUGGGCUUCGAGGAGUCGGUGCCGAAGACUAGCUCCCGUCAAGAGCGCGCCGAAUGGGCCUUCAGCCGCAAGGCUACGAUUGAGUUGACGCACAACUGGGAGGAUCAUCCAGAGGGCGGCUACCACAACGGAAACACCGCACCUAGAGGAUUUGGCCACAUCGGCAUCAUGGUGCCCAAUGUUGCAGAAGCGUGUGCCCGGUUCGAGAAGCUUGGUGUCAAGUUUGUCAAGAAGCUCCAUGAAGGAAAAAUGAAGAACAUUGCUUUCAUUCAAGACCCGGACGGCUACUGGAUCGAGAUUUUCAACAACAAGAUUGUUGACAAAGACUUCUUUAAAGAAUGAAUGUGCUUUUGUAUUCUGUCCAGAGAAGCCCGAACUAAGCUCAGUAUAAAAGUGCCUUUAUUAUUUGUAUCAAUUAAAUAACAGUUGUCUAACGAG